AUGGCUUCCGUCGGCUCCCCGCUUGCCCGCCCCGAACUCCUAAUGGCAGUUCGUAACGAGCACAACAAGCCUGCCGUAUUCCGGUCCCUCCUCGUCAUCCGUCUCCUCAACGCCUGGUGGGUCCUUACCUUUUUCCAGCCCGACGAGUACUUCCAGGCCCUCGAGCCCGCCUGGCGCAUGGCCUUUGGCGAAAGCGGCGGUGCGUGGAUUACUUGGGAAUGGAGGAACCAGCUCCGCUCCUCGCUGCAUCCCGCCCUCUUCGCCGGCGUCUAUUACCUCGCGGAUUUCGUCGCCCGCCCGCUCCCGUUCGCCAGGCCAUGGCUCCUGCUCGCCGCCCCGAAGGCCGCUCAGGCUGUCUUCGCUGCCGCCGGUGACUGGUACACCUGGCAGUUGGCCGUAAAGAUCUACGGUGCCGACAGCUCCAUCUCAUGGUUUGCUCUAUUCAUGAGCAUGUUCAGUCCUUUCCAAUGGUACUGCUCAACGAGAACAUUCUCCAACUCGCUGGAGACCACUCUCACCGUCAUGGCCCUCAACUACUGGCCGUGGGAGCUCCUCGGUGAAAGCAGGCCCGAGAAGGAGAAUCCCAAGCCUGCAAAGUCAAUUCUGCACGCACCAGGAGUACUGAUGAGCCUUCGCUUAUCCCUCACUCUCGCGGCCAUCGCUGUUCUGCUUCGCCCAACCAACGUGAUAAUCUGGGCAACAGUCGCAAUAGCCACACUGGCUCGGCCCCUCUUCACUCGAUCCUCCGUCCUCACGGCGCAGACAUUUCUCAUUCUUAUUCGUGAGGCCAUCUUCUGCGGCACCGUCGUGAUCUCCCUCUCUCUCGCCUCGGACCGUCUCUACUUUGGCCACUGGGCCUUCCCGCCCUACAAGUUCCUCUACUUCAAUCUCUCACAGUCCCUCGCUGUCUUCUACGGCCGCAAUGACUGGCACUAUUAUCUCUCCCAGGGCCUGCCCCUCCUCUCCAUCGCCUACCUCCCCUUCGUCCUCGCCGCCCUCUACCGCCCGCCGUCGACACCAUCCGGGACCCGCACCCAAACUCUCAAGACUCUUUCGCGGAUAGUCUACAUCGUUAUCGCGACGCUCUCCCUCGUCUCUCAUAAGGAGGUCCGCUUCAUUUAUCCCCUCCUCCCGGUUCUUCACGUCCUCGCCGCCUCGCCCUUGACCAGCUUCUUCACCUCGCCGGCCCCGUCGCCAACCCCCAAGUCCCCGCUCCCCAAGCCCAGACUCCGGCACAAACGCCUUCUGACCUCCGCUCUGGCCCUACACGCUCUCCUCUCCUUCUUCCUCACCCUGCUCCACCAGCCCGCACCCCUAACCGUCCUCGCCUUCCUCCGCAACUCCUACUCCCGACUCCACACCGCAACGUCCGUCUCCUCCAGCCCCAUCUCCGUGGCCUCGGCAGUCACGAACUCAUCGUCCGAAGAGCUCUUCGCCCUCUUCCUUAUGCCAUGCCACUCGACCCCCUGGCGUUCACACCUGAUCUACCCGACCCUUCGUGCCCGCGCCCUGACCUGCGAGCCGCCGCUCCACACAGCCCCCAACACCCCGGAGCGCAUCGACUACCGCGAUGAGGCGGACCGCUUCUACGACGAUCCCCAGCACUUCCUGGCCACUGAGAUGUGGCCAGUCGCCGCGAAGCACACAGGUGACCCCGACGCAGACAUGAACGCGUCAUUGGCACCGUCCGCAAAGGCCGAGGACAUCCCUCGCUACAUCGUCGGCUUCGAGGGCAUCGAGCCGUGGCUCCUCGACUUCUUUGACGGGCCCCGCGGCCGAGAUUUUGGCGUCCGCCCGAAGCGCGUCUGGCAAGGUUGGAACGGCUUCUUCAAUGAGGACUCCCGGCGUCGGGGGAAGAUCGUUGUCUGGGAUACGGGCCUUUACACCACCGUUUCAUGA
Colletotrichum higginsianum IMI 349063 is the source of this 1899-nucleotide messenger RNA. Its product is annotated as Alg9-like mannosyltransferase. Gene Ontology annotation, molecular function: alpha-1,2-mannosyltransferase activity. NCBI's taxonomy places the organism in Eukaryota, Fungi, Ascomycota, Sordariomycetes, Glomerellales, Glomerellaceae. Bases 1 to 1899 code for a protein of 632 amino acids. The record is from RefSeq and is a predicted model, not a curated record. Gene Ontology annotation, cellular component: endoplasmic reticulum membrane. The transcript is spliced from 4 exons. Gene Ontology annotation, biological process: GPI anchor biosynthetic process.